GUGGUAAUGGACUUGCUCCACAGCUCCGGUGUGAGCAGUACACACUACCUGCAGACCCACUUCAGCCACAGCCAGGGCUACUUCCUGUCAGUCUCCAAGGCAAUGGACCUACGCAACACCUUCUUCCUGCUGUUCCCCAUAUGGUUCCAUUUACAGCAAGCUGAAGCCAUCAGACUGGUGUGGGUGGCAGUGGUGGGAGACUGGAUCAACCUCAUGCUGAAAUGGCUUCUGUUUGGAGAGCGUCCCUAUUGGUGGGUUCAGGAAACAGGUUACUAUGGCAAUUCCUCUCAACCAAUGAUAAAGCAGUUCCCAAUUACCUGUGAGACUGGACCAGGAAGUCCGUCGGGUCACGCCAUGGGGGCUGCAGCGAUCUACUACACCAUGAUGUCAUCACUGCUUGCCACAGUGCUGAAGACAGAAGGACAUCAAAUCAGGAAAUGGUGUGUGCGUGUCUCACUGUGGACACUGUUCUGGUGUGUGCAGGUGUGUGUGUGCCUCUCCAGGGUCUUUGUCGCUGCUCAUUUCCCACAUCAGGUCAUCACUGGAGUUGUCAUAGGUAUCCUGGUGGCAGAAUCUCUCAGCCGGACCCAGCAGAUCUACGAGGCUGGCCUGCGCCCUUAUCUGCUUGCCUCCCUGCUCCUCCUCUCUCUGGCUCUUCUCCUGUACCUGUGCCUGCAGGCGCUCGGCAUCGAUCUUCUCUGGAGCGUGGAGAAAGCGCACAGCUGGUGCCACCGUGCAGAGUGGGUCAGCGUGGACACGGGCCCCUUGGCCAGUUUGCUCAGAAACACCGGGACUCUGCUGGGCUUGGGUCUGGGGCUCCACUCUCCACUGCAUGCACACGCCAGCAGAGCAGUAUUCGCCAGAAGGGCUGAGGGGGCCAUCUACAGGGUGAUCUGUUUAGGUGCAACACUUGUGCUGCUGCAGUUGUUCGACUGUGCUUUUCGGCCACCUGUCCACAGUGGAGCGCUGUUCUAUCUGCUGUCUUUCUGUAAAAGUGCCACGGUACCUCUGGCUACUGUGGCUAUUGUUCCCUACUGUGUCACUACAGCACUGCGAUACGAGAGGGAGAAGGUGCUAUGA
Chelmon rostratus (copperband butterflyfish) is the source of this 1080-nucleotide messenger RNA. Its product is annotated as glucose-6-phosphatase catalytic subunit 1-like. Bases 7 to 1080 code for a protein of 357 amino acids. Gene Ontology annotation, molecular function: glucose-6-phosphatase activity. Lineage: Eukaryota; Metazoa; Chordata; Actinopteri; Chaetodontiformes; Chaetodontidae. The transcript has 5 exons. The record is from RefSeq and is a predicted model, not a curated record. Gene Ontology annotation, cellular component: membrane. Gene Ontology annotation, biological process: glucose 6-phosphate metabolic process; gluconeogenesis.